Molecule: messenger RNA, 2607 nt
Organism: Chelmon rostratus (copperband butterflyfish)
Lineage: Eukaryota; Metazoa; Chordata; Actinopteri; Chaetodontiformes; Chaetodontidae
Gene: palmdb
Product: palmdelphin b
Exons: 7
Coding region: 1-1797 (598 amino acids)
Biological process (GO): regulation of cell shape
Cellular component (GO): cytoplasm; membrane
Source: RefSeq, a predicted model, not a curated record
AUGGAGGAGGCUGACCUGCUGAAGGAGAGGCUCCAGGCGAUCACGGACAAAAGAAGAAUCCGGGAGAACAUUGCCAUGAAAAGGAGACAAAUCGAAGAGGAGAAAUUAAAACUCCAAUACAUAAAGAAGAAAGCCCUGAGGGAGCAGUGGUUGAUGGAUGGUCUGAGUCAGCAGUCACAGGAGGAACAGGAGGCCAUGAAGCUUCAGGCUCAGGAUGAACAGCAGCAGAGUGAUCAACUGCAGAGCAACAUCUCCAGAAUAGAGAAGGAGAUUGAGGCCUUGGAAACGCAGGAGCUCAGCAUCUCUGCCAAUGAAGAAGUAGUUCUGAAGCGGUUAAAAGAGGUGGAGAGGACUGCUGAGGACAUUAUCAAGGAGUUAAAUGCAGACUUCUCGACAGAUUUGACACAUCAUGUCACCUCGCCCCUCCCAGAUCUAGCGUCAUUCAUCCCAUUGGCGGCAGCAAAAAACGCUCCUAUACGUGAGCCUGGCAGUGAAGAGCCAAAGAAAGCUACAUUUGCAAUGGAGAUUAGCGUGGAGCAUGAUAAGAGAACAGGCAAAAGUCAGGUGGUCUCCACAGCAACAACCACCCCUGAAACCAUCCAGGACAGGGCGCUGAAGGUAUACGAUGAUGGGCGCAAGUGUGUAUAUGCACUGCACCCAGAUGGAGACAAAAUGCUCAGUGGGCCAGUUGGAGAGAUGACGCUCACAGACGUAGAAGAGCUGCUGCAUCAGGCCACAGAUAAGAAUAUACCCACCGAGGUGAAGUAUCAUCAACCUGUCUAUUCUGUAGCCUACACAGGGGGGAGUAGGCCUUCAACACCAAAGACACCAAAUAAAACACAGCAGGAAACCCCAACACCCAACCCUAGCCCCUUCCAGGGCACAAUCUCAUCCAGAAAUGGAGCUCAAAUCUGCAGAGAGGAAAACCAGCGAAGUCAAGGCCUGGAGGGAUGUAACACCUCGAGCAAAACACCCAGCCCAAGCCUCAUCCAGCAAGGCUCUAUGUCAAGAGCACAAAGACCUGGAGAAGAAGCUAAGCUGCUCCACUCUUACAUUCCAGCACAAUCAAACAGUGACUGGCAUCACAUCUCACAGCCUCACUCCAAAACUCCACAAGGACUCACCAUCAGCAGAACAGAUGUGAACAGUCCAAACCCAGCAGCUCUUGUCUCAGUCAAAGCCAGGUCAGAAGGAAUGCCAGCACCUACACAGCCACUUUACAUGGCUGUGGAUAGCCGUAGUCCUUCACAAGCCAGCCACGAGUCCAAAGUUGAUCCUGAUGCCUUGAUAAAGAGUUCAGGUAAUUCUAACCAACACUUGCCUUUCUGUGCAGAGAAUAUCGCUUCUCUGAACCUUGGCAACACCCUGCCAGAGGGACUAAAAUCCGAACCUGUUACCAUGAUAUUCAUGGGCUAUGAGAACGCUGAGGACGAGGAGGAAGAAGACAUCCAGGCUGAGCUGGUGAUUAUAGGCAACAGUGAUGAUGAUGAUGACGAUGAUGAUGAGGCUCAAUAUCUUAAAAAUGAAAGUGAUGAGGAGCACUGUCUGUCGUACCACCCUGAGGGAUACAAAAGUAAGGUCUUCCAACCCAAAGUGGGUAUUGCCAAGGUUACAGGCUGCAGAGACAUUAUUGAAGACACCUACACCAAAUGGGAUGAUUUAGGGCUCCACAAACCAACUUUCAUCCACAAGCCUGGAAAGCACAGUCCCUACCUGCAGGGACAGGGGCUGGAUGAGUCUGCAAACAAAGGCAGCAUUAAUAUGGAGAAAAUGAAGCUCUGUUCCACUGGAAGAUAAGACUCAUCUGUUAAUGAGAAACUGGGUCACUGAAGAAGGAAUGUACAGUGAAUCGUUAGGUGAUUUUGUCUUUCUGUUUUCAUUUCCUUCUAGCCCAUCACCAUGUAUUUUAAUGGUCUAUAGGUUUGAACAUAUUGUGUGUGUAAAUGCAUAACCAGAGUCAAUUAAUGCAAAAAGCUUUAUCUUGACAUGUGAAUGCUUUGUCUUGAUUGAGGGAAACAUCUGACAGACACAGACAUUGUGUCAAUCAGUCCUUGUGCUUGGGUGAUUCUUAAAGCUUUAUUGCCACCUCCUGGCAUUGUAGGUUAAUUACACAGUCACAUUAACAUGGGCACAGAGAUCAUCAAAUCCUGACCAGUGCAAUUUUAAUGUUUUUGAUAGCACUGUUAUCAUGUCGUUAUAUACUUUAUAAAUGGUCUAGAAUUUGUACAAAAUGCAUUAAUGUUAAAUAAAGCCUAUAUUGAUGCUUUAUAAGUUACUACAAAGCCAUUUUGAACACCUGCCAGAGAUAAAGUCUCUUUUUGCUGCCAUGUUAUAUGGCUCCAGUAAAAAUUGUCUUGUCCCUUUACUCAAUCAGGAAGACCCUUUGAAAGGACAGCUAGAGCACUUACAUAAAUGGACAAUUGUGGUAGAGAAAGCCUUUGCUAAUGCCUUACUAACAUACUUAACUGCAGGCCUGAUGUCAAAGUGACUGCAAACCUAAUAGUUAAAUUCACAAUCAUUGAUGACUCACUUUCUAAGUAGCAUUAAGUCGGAAAGUGUAAAGUUUAAUAGAUUCUUCUUAAAUUGACUUUGGUGUGACUGCAGUAC